AUGGCUCUCGUCAUUCUUUCCGGCCAUCAUCACUUUUGUGCCCGCAAGAUCAGCGGCAUCUGCGAUGUCGACGCCGACUUCGACGAUAAUGACGAGGAGGUAGAAGACCUCAUGAAACUGCAGUGCUUGUGCACCAACAAGACCUUUGACGUCGGGGGCGCCACGGCGCUUUGUGCAAGCUGCAUCGAUCAGAAGGGGUUGCCCAGUGACAAGGAUGACAACAUGGACGACAUCAACGAGAUCAUGGCCCGCUGUGGGUUCAAGAGCAUGGUGUGGACGCCAGAAGCUGCAAAGACGGCGCCUGCAGUCGCCAAUGCCAGUGUCAGCGCCUCAAGGCUGACGGCUUCGUACCAGCUCACGACAACGAUAGACUUUGCGCCACGACCGACCGGCGCGAAUUGCAGCAGACAGGAAGGAUAA
Diaporthe citri is the source of this 420-nucleotide messenger RNA. RefSeq lists its product as uncharacterized. Lineage: Eukaryota; Fungi; Ascomycota; Sordariomycetes; Diaporthales; Diaporthaceae. The coding region runs from base 1 to 420 and encodes 139 amino acids. The record is from RefSeq and is a predicted model, not a curated record. The transcript has 2 exons.